Aspergillus homomorphus CBS 101889 is the source of this 4163-nucleotide messenger RNA. RefSeq lists its product as uncharacterized. The record is from RefSeq and is a predicted model, not a curated record. The coding region runs from base 1 to 4140 and encodes 1379 amino acids. Gene Ontology annotation, molecular function: protein binding. The transcript has 3 exons. Lineage: Eukaryota; Fungi; Ascomycota; Eurotiomycetes; Eurotiales; Aspergillaceae.
AUGGCCCAACCCGACCACUUUAAUUACCUCUGGAGCCAAGCCAAAGCGCGCUACAAGUCCGUCACUGGCCAUGACCUCGACAGCCCCGCAUUCCCGCGUCCCGCAUCAGCCGAUGAACUUCUCACUCUCCUGGACUCAAGAAACACAGCCUUUCAAACUUUCCGAGAAAAGCGAUCGGCCCUGUUUGACAAGCUUAGUGCCUUGUGCCAGCCUAUCGAAGUAGUCGCCAAUGUCGUUUCCACCGGGGUUGCGGUGGUGUUCCCGCCUAGCUCCGCAUGCUUUGCCGCCAUAAUGUUGCUGAUCGAUGCUGCCCGAGGUGUCUCGUCGCUCUAUGACUCCAUCAUUGGUCUUUUUGAGACUUUGAAGGUUUGUGACAGAUUCGACUUCCUGUCGCGACUCAAAAUUUACAUUGCGAAUCAAGUCACCCCCGAGCUACGCACCACGCUGGUCAGCAUUCUCGUGAUCUUGCUCGAGAUCUUCGGGCGCUCGGCCAGUGUCAUUCGUAGCGGUGUCCUAGGGCGCGCAUUGACGUUCACCAAGAACGCCCUCCUCGGUCGUGAUGAAAAGCUACAGAGUCUGCUCAGCCAGCUUGAGAAGCUGUGCCAGAGCGAGAACAGGUUAGUCGUGGCGGAGACAUGGGCGGAGACGAAGCGAACAGCACACUUGAUGGACCAACUCGGUGAUGACGUGGGGAGUCUGGUCAUUGGACAGGACGCCUUCCGCAACGAGUUUCAGCAGGAGAUGCUCAAGAUGAGGGAUGCGGUGGGGUCAGCGAAGGGAGAGAGAUUGAUGAGUAUCCGGAACAUCCUCAAGCCUUCCGUCAAUCCACUCGACAUGUAUCAGAGUAUCGCGAAAAGGCGCGUUCCAGGGACGGCGGGCUGGAUUCUUGAGGAACUGUCGUUCCGAAAAUGGGUGCUGGAUUGUCAGAAUCAGUUGCUGUUUGUCAGUGGCAGCCCUGGGAGCGGGAAAUCGGUCCUCUGUCAGCACAUAAUCUCUUAUCUGGAGAAUUUACAGGUCACGGCAGAAGAUAAGGAUGGGUCGAUUGGAUACUUCUUCUUCAGCAACAGCGACACUGAGACAAAAUCGUUCCACCAGGCACUCCGGGAUUGUGCUUACCAGAUAUAUCAAGCCGAUGCCUCUUAUAAGGUGUACCUCGACAAUCACCUCAGCUCUCCAGACGAGAUCAAAACCACCCGCAGCGCUUGGAGACUGUUAUUCCAUCAAUACAAUGGUAUGAGUGAAACGGGAUUCAACAAGCUGAUGCUCGUUUUUGAUGGUAUUGAUGAAGCCUUUCAGACUGAUCGAGAGGAGUUCUUCGAGCUAAUCUCAGAUCUACCGUCCGCAACCGGUCCUCAACUCAAAAUCCUCAUGGUCGGAAGACCGGAAAUUCAUGGCGAUCUCACACAAGCCGUCGGCCCCGUACCGUGCAUCCAAGUCGACGCCGCGAAAAACUCGGCUGACAUCCGAACAUUCAUUGAAAAGAGCAUGCAAACAUCCCAGAUCUUUAAUCGUAUCCCCAACGAGCUGGCCUCGUCGAUCCAAGGAAAGCUCAUCGAAAAGUCUCAAGGCAUGUUCCUGUGGGCAGAUCUAAUGCUACGUGAGCUAAGCCGCAAGACAAGAGCGAGUAGUAUGUUGAACAGUCUCAAAAGCGCACCAAAGGGUCUGGAUGAAGUGUUGGAGCAUGUUCUCCGCGGCUUUAGCUCAAAGCUGGACCCAGAAGAGGCGGAGAAUUUGAACACUCUGCUCGCUUGGUUUGCUUGCUCUGACGUCCCGCUGACUUUACGCCAACUGGAUUUCAUUCUGCAGUACGACUCUGCGGGCGGAGAUGGCGUUUUUGGUUUGGAGACUAUGCUCCGUGUACAAUAUGCUUCAUUCUUCCUGCUUCUCCGAGAGGAUGGUCUGACAACGGCGGACCUUCAAGGCAACAAGGCAGCGGCGUACGUCCUAGAGGGUCAAACAGACAAUGAUACCACCGAGUUUCAGUCGAACAAAGAGAUGACCCGUGUUGUCUUUCGGCAUGCAUCCAUCGGUGAGUAUUUUCGCAACCGCGAAUAUGGGAAAGUGUCUGACGGCCCUGGCUGUGUGCCAAUUGGUGUGAACAUUGUCGAAGCUCAGACUCACAUCCUGACCUGCUGCCUGAGGCUUUUCGCAGAGCAAUUUGGGGAGGAUCGAGAAGGAAGGGUGUCUUUGAUCUUUCAUACUCAAGCUCAUUGGCUCAGCUAUAUGAGGCAGCUGGUCAGCAAUAACCGAAUCGAUCCACAGGGCAAAGCAAAAAUGGGAGUCUUGCUCUGUAGGCUGCUCUCGCAUCCCGACACCACCCACUGUUUGUACCCGACCGAUUGGGAACUCUUCGCAUCAGGAGAUUUCCGAGUCAUCGAAAGCUUCUUUGCUGAUCCUGCGAUUUCAAUCUUCGAUGAUGAUAACGAGGCCACCAAGUGGCUAGCAUCGUGUCGCGAGAAGCCGGGUGGUCUUUUCUUGGACUUGGCCAAAUACGCGGCCCAUUGUUGGCUCGGUGAAAGCAUCUGGUCUGCCUCAGAGUGCUUCCGUGUUGUAUGGGCAGUUAAAAUCAUCUCCGAAGAUGGAAAUGUAGAGGUAGUGCGUGAGACACCAAGCACGAAGACAGUACUGGAGGUCGCCCACUGGACCAGACUGGAAGAACAUGCGUUAUGGCAUGAACGCGUCGGCGCUUGCCUGUCGGACUUUGGUCACCUCAACGAGGCAAAGUAUCAUAUAGACACGGCACUGAGUCUGCAGCCAGAGUCAGUAGAGGCCAGUCUGGACAUGGCUCGUAUCUACCUCAAACAAAACAAGCGCAGCGAAGCAAUUAAGAUUUAUCGCGAGAUUGAACAACUUUACACGCAGUCGCUUAUCGCACAACAAGAGCCAGAUCACGAGGACUCGGAUCUUGACAUGAUAGUGUCGCCACCCAGGCUUGCCAGAAUGCGAUUGAUACUGUCGGAGCUGUAUCUCGAGGAAAACGACUGUAUGGAAGCCGCGCAAUGGCUUGAUUCUUCUGUACAGCUGGGGGCAUACACCAUAAAGAUGCCUAGAAUAGUAGGAAGGCUGUUUCGAAGACUGGGUAGAGCGCCAUACAACGAUCAAGCUGAGAUCAUGCGCCUACUCAGAUCGCUGGACCGAAAGAUCCAAGACCAGGAGAAUACAAUUUUGGAUUAUUGUCUCAUUGCUCACAAAUGGGCAGAUGGCCGCUUUUUCGAUGUUUGUGCGACAGCCGCUCGCGCCACGGAGGCAUUGGAGUGGUUGGUAGACCGGUAUUUGCAGGCCAAGGCAUCUUCGAUCCGCAAUCUACGGUCCGAAGUUGCAAUCUGCCUCGAUAUCUGUUUGGCCCGCUUAUACAGCAGAUUCAUGGGCCAAACCGGAAAGGCGAUAGCUAUAUGGAGACAGGUUAUGACUCUUCCUCGGGUGGAAGUGGACGAUCACUGGGAAAUGACUCGCUCCAGAGAAAUCACGGAAUCCUCAUAUGCGUACCAACUGUACGUAGAUACUUUAGAAAGCCCUCAUAAGAGCAACCACUUCUUGAGCGAAGUCGGCACACUCUCAAAAUGGUUGUUCGAGGUACCACUGAAUCGUGAGACAUUCGUGGCGAACCAAGCUGGUCUGUACCUUGGACUAUGGCACAUGAAGAAUGGAGAUAUCGAGCAAGCGAAGCGAUACUUCAAGCCUUAUAUCGUAAUCUCACUGGCUCGCAUCACAAGCAUGGAGCCUGAGUGGCGAGCCGACGCAUUUUAUAAGCUUGCCACUCUCCUCGCCACCGCAGGAGAUGACGCCAAUGCGGUCGUUGUAUUUCAUGCAAGCCGCGACGCGCCAGAUAGCAGCUGGGAUUCUUUGACACCCUUGAGUACCCCACCUGGCCCUUGGACAUGGUACUGCGAUAUCUGCAAGCAAGAGUAUGACAGCUCCGCCCCCUGCAACAAAUGUCGGGUAUGUACAGCGGAUCUUUGCGGUGGAUGCUUCACGUCUGUGCAGCAGGCUACAACGAGUAAUCGAGGCUGUGCCUCAAACCAUGACUGGCUGGUGAUCCCUUCUCCGACAGAUGUGCAUGAAGAAGGGUAUGUCAUAAAAGAUGGUGCACAGAGGUCGGUUGAUGAUUUCUUGAGGGAGUUGCGUGAGGCCUGGGAUUGAUACCUCCCACCCUAGUUGCUGAG